AUGGUCAAGUUCACGAAGGGCAUGUGGCAGGUCGGGGAGGAUACGGUGAUCAACUGGGCGACCGAGGUUGUGAAAGCCGAAGCUACAGAAAGCACGAUCCGCGCCGUCACGACCACUCGCCACAUCUAUCACCGUGGCGACACGCUCAAUACGCCGACCGUCACCGUCGAAUGCUCCUCCCCGCUUCCAGACACCCUGCUUCUCACAGCGUAUCACUGGAAAGGAUCGACAGCGACUAAUAACGGACCUGACUUCGACCUCUUUCCUGACCAGGAUCUGGUCAAGCAGAUUGCAUCUUCGCGAGCUGACAACCUUAAGACGUCGAAGGAUGAGACCACUAUCGGUCUUUCGACCGACACCCUCUCCGUUACACUCGACACCAGGCCGUCAAACUUCACAGUAGACAUCAAGUCUCGCGGUACUCGCUCUCCGACGAGCAUCUCCACAGCGUCAGAACAGCGUCUUACCCGUCUUGGCUGGCGCUCGGUGGGAUACGUCAAGCAAGGAGCGAAUGACCAUCCCAACAAAGCCAUGGCGGAUCCCGACGCGGGCAAGCGCUGGAUGACGCUUCAGUUUGAUCUUGCAGUCGGUGAGAAGAUCUACGGGCUCGGCGAGCGCUUCGGCCCUUUCAUCAAGAAUGGCCAGACCGUCGAGAUGUGGAACGAAGAUGGCGGUACCUCGUCUGAGCUCACGUACAAGAAUGUACCCUUCUACUUAAGCUCAAGAGGAUACGGGAUAUUCGUUGCCUCCCCUGGAGCCGUCAGCUUCGAAGUCCAGAGCGAGAGAACUACGAGGGUCAACAUCUCCGUCCCAUUCGAGUCAGUCUCGGUGUAUCUAGUUCAUGGCCCAUCGCCCAAGGAGGUCAUCGAGAAGUACACACUAAUCACCGGUCGCCCUGCACUUCCUCCUGCUUGGACCUUCGGACUUUGGUUAACUACGAGCUUCACCACGAACUACGACGAGAAGACUGUCAACUCGUUCUUGGACGGCAUGCAAGAGCGCGACAUACCGCUCGCAUGUUUUCACUUCGAUUGCUUCUGGAUGAAGGGUUUCCAAUGGUGUGACUUCGAGUUUGAUCCCGAAUUCUUCCCGGAUGCCGCUGGUCAGCUCCGGCGUCUGAAGGAUAAAGGCUACAAGGUCUGCGUGUGGAUCAACCCUUACAUCGCUCAAGAGAGCAAACUAUACGACGAAGGAGCGAAGGCAGGCUACUUCGUUAAGAAGUCCGACGGAAGUGUUUGGCAAUGGGACUGGUGGCAGGCCGGCAUGGCCUUCGUCGACUUUACCAAUCCAGACGCGUACAAGUGGUACCAGACCAAGCUGAAAGCGCUUAUCGACAUGGGUGUCGACGUCUUCAAGACCGACUUCGGCGAACGUAUCCCGACGGGCAACACGGUGUACCACGACGGCUCGAACCCGGAGAAGAUGCACAACUUCUACGCGUUCCUGUACAACAAGUGCACUUUUGAGAUCAUAAAGCAGACUCUUGGCAAGAACGAAGCGGUCGUUUUCGCUCGCUCUGCUACAGCCGGAGGCCAGCGGUUCCCGGUUCAUUGGGGAGGCGAUCCGAUGUCAACAUUCGAGGCUAUGGCCGAGACGCUGCGCGGUGGGAUGAGCCUUGGGCUGUGUGGAUUUGGAUAUUGGGCGCAUGAUAUUGGUGGAUUUGAGGGGACGCCUGAUCCGGCGCUGUAUAAGCGCUGGUUCGCGUUUGGCGCCCUGUCAAGUCAUUCUCGGUUGCACGGCAGUGGCAGUUACCGCGUUCCAUGGGUCAUUGACCCUUCUGGAGAAGCCGACGCGGUCCUUCGCAAGUUCAUUCACCUCAAGCACUCGCUCAUGCCGUACAUAUAUUCUGUCGCGCUCAAGACACAUACGACGGGUGUACCCAUGAUGCGUCCUCUUUUCCUCGAACUUCCCUCCGACCCCACCGUCUGGAACAUCGACACACAAUAUAUGCUCGGGCCAUCUCUGCUCGUCGCGCCUGUCUUCACCGAAGCUGGCGAGGUGCAGUUCUACGUCCCCGCCGGAAGGUGGUACGGCCUGAUCGAUGGCUUCGCACGCGAUGGUCCGGGCUACUUCACGGAGACGCACGACUUCUUCAGCAUGCCACUUCUCCUUCGCCCUGACAGCGCAAUCGUAACUGCACAGGAGCAACUACCUGCACCGGGAACAAAACGCAGCGCGGCGUUUGACUAUAGCGAAGCGGUCACAGUCAUCGUCAAUGCGAGCAUGAAGCAAAUGGACGUCACACUAGACGUCCCAGAUAGUAGGAAACCGGGACAGAUCGUGGCAAGGCUCAGGGUGUCGGGAUCUGUGUCGGCAGUGAAGGUCGAAAUCGUAAGCGGCGCACUCAAGGGCGGUUGGAAAGCCAGGAACGUUGGUGGUGAGCAGGUGAAGGAGGUUAGCGCGGAGGCUGAGGUCACUGAAGUACUGGCUUGA
Molecule: messenger RNA, 2433 nt
Organism: Peniophora sp. CBMAI 1063
Lineage: Eukaryota; Fungi; Basidiomycota; Agaricomycetes; Russulales; Peniophoraceae
Source: the annotation of a GenBank genome assembly